Molecule: messenger RNA, 3918 nt
Organism: Leptonychotes weddellii (Weddell seal)
Lineage: Eukaryota; Metazoa; Chordata; Mammalia; Carnivora; Phocidae
Source: RefSeq, a predicted model, not a curated record
UGGUGGACCAGGGAUAAGGGUGAGGGUCAGUGUCUGUGGAGAAAGGGGUUCCGUUAGAAUUUUCGCUCUGGGGCAUGAGGGAUCUGCGGGGUAAGGCGCACAGAGCCGUAAGGAGGCGCCGUAAGGCCCGCGGCCAGGGCGCCCGAGUCCAGGCCCGGGUCCACGGGUGGUCGCACCUGGACCCGGGGAGCAGAGGGGCACAGAUGCUGCGAGAAAAAUUGUGGGUGCCCUGGAACGGGCUCAUUGUGAUCGGGAAGAGAAUGGAGCUCCUGGGUAGAAAUACACAAAAGCCUAGGAUGUGUGACCCAAAGCUUGACUCUGAGUACUGGGGACGAGAAGAUGUGGAAAAAAUGGUCUUGAAAGCGAAGUCAGGCCAAAGUCAGGAAAGGAUGGAUGUGAAGCUACUGCACAGUGUAGCAAGUGCAUUAUGGGCUUCAGCAGGUUUGGGGAAAAACAGCCCAAAGGAGAUGGGGGGAAAGCAAGAAAUUAGAGGCAAAAUAGGCGCUGAAUCCGAGAGUGCAGGGACUACAGCAGGGUCUAGGAGGGGGUCUGGUUUAAAAGAGAGGUUGAAAUUUACUGGGGUGGGGACCAGAGGAGAGGACUUGAGAUCCAGACCACAUGCACGAGGGCAGAAUGAGGAGGAGCUGAGGUCAAGUGGAGAGAAGCUGAGUGGAGAGAAGCUGAGAUCAAGUGGAGAAAAGCUGAGGUCAAGUAGAGAAAAGCUGAGGUCAAGUGGAGAGAAGCUGACAUCAAGUGGUGAGAAGCUGAGCCUGAGUGAAGAGAACCUGAGGUCAAGUGGAGAGAAGGGGGCAUCCAGGGGAGAGAAGCUGAGAAGUAGUGGAGAGGAUUUGAGAUCCACUGGAGAUAAAUUGCAGUCAAGUGCAGAGAAGCUAGAGGGUUCAGGAAUGGAGAGCAUAACUGAAGAGACAACUGAAAGAAUGGUAGAAGUUACUGGUGAUAAAAAAUGGAUUAAAGUUCCUGAUGCUGAGAUGGAAAAUCCUUUUGAAAAGGUGGAAGGAAGUGAUGAAGAGUGAUGAAGAGCUAGAAGGGACUGAGGAAGCAGUGGGAGUUGAGGAUGUCUUGGGUGGAGUGAAUGAUAUUGCUGAUGAAUCUGUUUCUAUGGAAGAGAAAGAGGUUAUAGAUGAAGGUAAUGGUGAAUGAGGCAGAUGAAGGACUGAAGCUAAUGAAGGAAAGAGAGGCAGAUAGAGGGUGUUGCAAGUCAAGGAGGAGAAAUUAGAGCCAAGCAGAGCAUUAUUGACCCUGAAGAGGUAAAUAUGAGAGAGGUAAGGAGAGCAUGGGGAUGAAGAAUUUGCAAGGAUGAAGGUGGAGGCUAGGGCCAAAGGAAAUGAAGAAGAAUGAGAAGGAGGGAAAUGGGAACAUUUUGAGGAGAUAGAAAGGAUCUGAUAAUGUGUUGCUAUGUCGAGGAAAGGUGGAGAUUUUUUUCUUGGAGAAGAGCUGUGACUGAAGGGCUUGUUGGGAAAUGUUUGAGAAAUGGAUUUGGGAGGGGCUAGAGGAUUUAGUUUAAUGUGUGGUUGGUUUAUAAGUUAGAGAAGAAUGCAUAGUGAGAAAAAUGGGGAAUUACAGCAGGAUAAAGGGUAAAUAAUGAAGGUUGUGAAGGAAGAUGCAAGCUGGAGCAAGGAAAGAAAACUUCUGAGAGGAUCCUGAAGAGGAAUGAGGGGCUCCAAAGUGACACAAGCAAGAGAAAAGAAAGAAGUGAAGAAAAAAGAUCUCUGCCUUCCCAAGAUCAUCUACUCUUAGCCUCCUUUGGUGAAUCUCAGAGCACUGAGAAAUUGUUGCCUCUUUGAUAGGAGGCUUACACAGGCAUGACAUCAAGACAGCUGUGUGAGUCUCUCAGAUGGCACUGCACAGCAUAUAAAUCAUGAACCAAAUAACCAGACUCGUUCUUUGGCUGGAUUACAUGUUCUCCUGGGAUAUCAGAAUCGUUCAACUGAGGCCACAGAAAGAAGUAGUGAAGAUCAAGACACCACGACAAAUCACAGCCACCUUAGGCUGCUCCUGACUCAGGAUCUCUAGGACCAAAAAUCUACCCCGUUAGUCACAGACAUUGAGUUUCAGAAAGAUACGGUGUCUUCCUCAGGGUCAACUGGUAGACCAAGAUUCACUCAUCCUCUGACUGCAAAUCCUCUGGGCUUUCUCUACAAGCAUGGGUCCCCUAGAGAUUUCAGAGCUUCGCUUUCCUCAUCUGGACAGACAGCAACAGCGCCGACCUUGGGGCUGGUGCAUAGUACACCAGACGGAUGGGAGGAAACAGAACUUGGAAGAUCUAACUCUCAAUGCACCGCCCUGGCCCGGUACCAGAAUCCGCGUAUCCGACGACCGCCCCUCCAGCGCUGGCCCCGCAGCGGCGCACGGCCUGAGCCCCACGGGCCGGCGAGCCUGCCACCCGGGCGGAGAGCUGCCCGGCAAGAGGGGCAAUCUCAGAGGGAGCCUCGAGAGGAGUUGACUGAUUGGCUACAGGAACUAAAAUACCAGGCUCUACAGCUGGAACCACCCGGGGUAAGCCUUUCCCUCUGCUUCAAGCCAGCCACCGUGGUAGUUGGUCUUUGCCACCACUGAGCAACCUCUCGGCCUCCGGCGUCUCCUCAUCUCCACUCCAAGGUGUCACACCAGGGCAUGAACCCUUUUCACACCUCCUGGAACAUCACAUCGAAGGCCCAAGCCUGGCAGCCACCCCCCUCCUUGGUGUCCACCUAGCAGGGGGGACAUGAUGGAAGAACACGGAACUGGGUCCCCAGAGUGAUCAGGUCUCCGCAAGGGAUCCUAGGUGCUAGGAAGAGAAGCGGAAACUGGACCCCGAGCGACCACACUGGCCCGGUGGAGGGCCCCGUCAGGAUGCGGGAGUGCCAGGCAGUCUCGACGGUGGACUCUGGGUGCAUCAAAGACUCAUCACCCCACCGGCCUUUCUCCUACAGCCGCAGCUGGACAAACUCUUGGUCUCCACACUGGUCGAAUGUGUCAUUGAAGCCCUUCCCACAGUAGGUGCAGAGGUGCCUCUUGACGUCGUUGUGACACUUCAUGUGGCGAUUCAGCAUGCGCUGGUAGUGACAAACAGAACAGAAACCUCUUCCCUCUUCUGUCCUUCCAUAUCGGAUAGCGUGAGCGAAGCUCCUGGAAGUUGGAGCCUGGCCAAACGGCCUGCACAGGCAGCAGCCGAGGGAGGAGUGGUGACAGAUGUUUCCGGCAAGGCGGCGGCUGCAGCUAUCAUCGCCCGCCCACAGCUGCGGAGCACGGCAAGGCCACACCAGCCGGCCCUCUCCCUACUCCCUCGGGCCUUCACCGGUUCCCCUUCGGUUGGCCCAGCUCACCUCUGCUGGGUGAUGCUGAGGGCAUGGGCAGCUUUCCACCCAAGGGCCGGCUCCCCCCUUCUGGCCCCCAGCAAGUCCCCUCUGUUGCAGACGGCAAGCUGGCCAAAUACCGGACAGAGGGCCAGGUCCUACCGCUUGCCUGCCGGGCCUGGAGUCACGGCUGCUCCCUAGGGCGAGCAGGACUCUCCCUCCCCAGAAUGAUGAGGGCAAAUUCUCACCUGUGCCCUCCAGGUUUUGACCCGGACCCAACCAUCUUGGCCGAUCCUAUAGAGUGAGAGGUCUGCACAGCUCCCCUCACCUGGACAGCACCAGCAGGUGGCAGAGAGCACCCAGAAGCCCUUGCCCGUCACCUGAUGGGACAGCCCCUGGGAUGGAGGCCUCCCCCACCACUCCUGCAACGGCCACCAGAACUGUGGUGGGGAAAAUCACCAGGAUGCAAGGAAGUCAAUGAUUUGAACAAACGGAAUUUCUUUGUCCUUUGUAAAAGUCAACACAUGAUCUGUUACUGAUUGGGAUGUGAAAUAAAACUAAAAAUAACAGCACACCGAGUCUCGCAAGGCUCAGCUCACCUUUAACACAGUCCAAGUUCAGU